UGCGAGCCCUCCGGAGAGCUGGGUGCCACCGCCGUUGCCACCACUGAGCCCUGCCCGCCGGCCGGCCCGCUCGCUAGCUCGCUUCCCCUCGCCCAGGGGGAAAGGUCAGCAGCGUCCUGGAGCCGCCGUGUCACUCCCCGAAAGCCAUGAACUGCAGCGAGAGCCAGAGGCUGCGAACCCUUCUGAGCCGCCUGUUGCUCGAGCUGCACCAUCGGGGUAACGCCAGCGGCUUGGGCGCAGGCCCUGGCCCCAGCAUGGGCAUGGGGGUCGUGCCUGACCCUUUCGUGGGCCGCGAAGUGACCAGCGCCAAGGGCGACGACGCCUAUCUCUACAUCCUGCUCAUCAUGAUCUUCUACGCCUGCUUGGCCGGAGGCCUCAUCCUGGCCUACACCCGCUCCCGUAAGCUCGUCGAGGCCAAGGACGAGCCGUCCCAGGCUAGCGCCGAGCACGAAUGGGCCCCAGGAGGCGCCCUGGCCGCCGACGCCGAGACUGCCGCGGGCUCCCCGGCCGAGGGCUGCCGCCAGCUUGCCCCCGGGGGGCUGCCUGCCCUAGCCCAGGGGGCUGAGCGGGUCUAAAACCACAGCCCCAGGUUGCUGGUUUGCGCCCUCCUCAUCUCGCUCAUCCCUGGGCGCGCCUCCCGCCUUUCACCCCCAACUCCCUUCCAGGGUUGGCCUCAUCUGAGGCCCAAAUAAUGGUGAGAGGCCAGGAGACCUUGUCUGGAAGGCCCUGGAAGGAGAAGCACCACCUUACCCAUUCGUGGCCAGUUUCUCCCUCUUCACCCCUGCGCCUCCACCCCUACCCCGCACAUCCAACUGCACUAAACUGCCUCUGCUCUCUUGUCUUCAGACAGCCCUGAGAGCAGGCUCCGGCCCUCUGGGAACUGAAUCUAACACGUCCAACACUUGGCAUUGAACUGAAGCAAUCCAUUCUAUCAGAACUCUGGGCCGUCUAACUGGCAGCUGCUCCAGGGGCUGCCAGGGACUGCUCACUCUGCAGAGCCAACGGGCUUGCCAGGCCGACUGCAGCAGCUCCAGCUUCCAGUUGCCUUAGGGACAGAGACAAAGGAAAUGAAGAGACCUCAGACAUCUUUUCCCUCCCUCUCUCUUUCAGCAGGGAGCUAGCAGGACACUAGGAACAGUCUGUGGGAUAGAAUGAACUUAAUGGGGGAUGGAAGCCGGAGGAGUGCUCAACGGGGAGGGAAAUGAUCUAUGACUGCAACUGUAUGGUUUUCUCGCCUCCCCAGUUUUCAUCCCAGUGGUAACUUGCCUGAUUUCUGGUAGCUAUGCCAUCUUCUGCUGAGGGUUACCAUUGCUGGGUGUAUCACCCCCGUACUUCCAAAUGCCUCUCUUCUAUUGAUUCAGUUGUUAUUGCAGUGUCUGCUUCAUCCGUGGAACUUGAGGCUCAGAUGUCCCCUGCUCUGUAACCCUGGGGAAUGUCAGAGGCAGGUAAUAAAGGUUGUUUAAACAAUAA
Molecule: messenger RNA, 1470 nt
Organism: Piliocolobus tephrosceles (Ugandan red Colobus)
Lineage: Eukaryota; Metazoa; Chordata; Mammalia; Primates; Cercopithecidae
Gene: KCNE5
Product: potassium voltage-gated channel subfamily E regulatory subunit 5
Exons: 1
Coding region: 147-575 (142 amino acids)
Biological process (GO): potassium ion export across plasma membrane; regulation of heart rate by cardiac conduction; regulation of ventricular cardiac muscle cell membrane repolarization
Cellular component (GO): voltage-gated potassium channel complex; membrane
Molecular function (GO): voltage-gated potassium channel activity involved in ventricular cardiac muscle cell action potential repolarization; transmembrane transporter binding; potassium channel regulator activity
Source: RefSeq, a predicted model, not a curated record